CGCAUUUGGGUUGGACGCGCCCACCACAGCUCACCUGCUCCACGCGCUCUUUCCGAAACUUAAACAAUUUUAAUGCACGCUUAGGCCCCCGCAGCCUGCACAUUCCUUUCCAGAACAUAAUUAAUCACAGCGCGGCAGGCGCAAUCCGGCGCCGCACCCAACGAGCAGCUACACGACCAAUGGUCCUGCCCUCGACAGCAACCUACGAUCGACGAAUCCUGCGGGUGCGCGCGCACCGCGAGAGAGCCGGGGAGCUGGACGAGCAGCGCUGAGCUGCCCAGUAUCCCAUCAUGGCGUCGCAUCCCAACUUCGAGGCCAUGGCCGCGAAGCUUAGUGACCCGAGUCCAGAUCACAGAGUCAAACUGGCCCAGGCCAUAGACAUACGGGACAACAUCGAGACAUACUGCCAGGGCCAGCAGUAUGGCGCCUUCUUGAACCACAUGGUGCCCUUAUUUCUCAAGGUUCUCGAUGGCACGCCCGUCUUCAUAUCUACGUCUCCGGACCAGCGGCUCCGGAACUGCGUCCUCGAGAUUCUGCACCGACUGCCCAUGAGCCCACCGGACGCGCUCGAACCACACGCUGCGAAAAUUGUGGACAAGCUGAUGGCUUUGGUGAGGGAGGAGAACGAGGACAACGCGGUGCUGUGCAUGAAGACUGUCAUGGACUUCCUGCGACACCAGACGAAAGUGCUGCAGGACAAGGUGCAGCAGUUCUUGGAUCUGAUCCAAGAGAUGUUCGAGACCAUGGAACAAGCUGUACAAGACACCUUUGACAACGCGACGCCGGCCCCGUCAGGACAGGGCGUGCCGUCCACGCCGAGCAACCACCAGUAUUCCCAAUCUCCACGGCCAGGCUCACCCGCAACAUCCCUGACCACGGGGCCCGCCGGCGACAUCAACGCUGAGCAGACGCGCAUGCUGCUCAAAGGCACACAUUCGUUCAAGGUGCUCGCAGAGUGUCCCAUAAUAGUCGUCUCGCUCUUCCAGGCCUACCGGAACGUGGUGAAUCGGAACGUCAAGCAGUUCGUUCCGCUCAUCAAGAACGUGCUGAUGAUCCAGGCGAAGCCGCAAGAGAAGGCGCAUCAAGAAGCCGAGGCCCAGGGCAAAAUCUUCACUGGGGUGAGCAAAGAGAUACGCAACAGGGCUGCCUUCGGCGAUUUCAUUACGGCCCAAGUGAAGACGAUGAGCUUCCUGGCGUACCUGCUACGAGUGUAUGCGCAGCAACUCAACGACUUCCUGCCGACGCUCCCCGACAUCGUAGUGCGGUUGCUGAAGGAUUGCCCACGCGAGAAAUCCAGCUCCCGGAAAGAGCUUCUGGUGGCUAUUAGACACAUCAUCAAUUUCAACUUCCGGAAGAUCUUCUUGAAGAAGAUAGACCAGCUUCUGGACGAAAGGACACUGAUAGGCGAUGGACUCACCGUCUACGAGACCAUGCGACCACUCGCCUACAGCAUGCUGGCCGACUUGAUUCACCACCUCCGCGAUUCUCUCAGUAAGGAGCAGAUAAGACGCACCAUCGAGGUCUAUACCAAGAACCUCCACGACACAUUUCCUGGGACAAGCUUUCAGACCAUGAGCGCGAAGCUGUUGUUGAACAUGGCUGAGUGCAUUGCGAAGCUCGAACCGAAAGAGGACGCUCGAUAUUUCCUGAUUAUGAUACUGAAUGCCAUAGGUGAUAAGUUUGCGGCUAUGAACCGUCAGUAUCACAAUGCCGUGAAGGUUUCUGCAGCAUACAGUACACCCUCCAUCGAUGCGGUAGAAGAGAACCAUUUGGCCGUACCCGACCAGCUCCCUGACUGGGAUGAGAUCGAUAUCUUCAACGCAACGCCCAUCAAGACAUCAAAUCCGCGGGAGCGCAGCUCGGAUCCGAUUGCCGACAAUAAGUUUUUGUUCAAGAAUCUUCUUCAUGGGUUGAAGAAUCUGUUUUACCAACUACGGGCUUGCAAUCCACAGAAAAUCAAGGAUGAGAUCGACGCUGCGAAUGCAUCAGCGAACUGGCACGAGGUCUCUUACGGUUACAAUGCAGAGGAAGUGGAGGUUUUGAUCAAGCUCUUCAGGGAGGGCGCGAAGGUCUUCCGAUACUACGGUACCGAUAAGCCGUCAGAGACCAAGGGCCUUUCUCCGGCAGAUCUUAUGGCGAACCAGCACAUGAUGUCAAGCGGGAAAGAAGAGAAGGAGCUGCUGGAAACAUUUGCAACUGUCUUCCACCACAUCGAUCCCGCCACUUUUCACGAAGUCUUCUCAUCGGAGAUCCCCCAUCUGUACGACAUGAUGUUCGAGCAUCCUGCUUUGCUCCACGUGCCGCAGUUCUUGCUCGCAUCGGAAGCCACCUCACCGAGCUUUGCUGGCAUGUUAUUACAAUUCCUGAUGGACCGUAUCGAAGAAGUCGGUACAUCAGACGUCACGAAAUCUUCUAUUCUGCUUCGUCUCUUCAAGCUAUCGUUCAUGGCCGUCACCCUUUUCUCUGCUCAAAAUGAACAAGUGCUGUUACCGCACGUCAGCAAGAUCAUCACCAAGUCCAUCCAGUUGUCUACUACCGCAGAAGAGCCAAUGAACUAUUUCUUCCUUCUCAGGUCGCUGUUCAGAAGUAUAGGCGGCGGUCGAUUCGAGCAUCUGUACAAGGAGAUACUUCCUCUCCUGGAAAUGCUUUUGGAUGUUCUGAACAACCUCCUACUCACUGCGCGGAAACCAGCCGACAGGGAUCUCUUUGUUGAGCUCUCCUUGACCGUACCGGCCCGGCUUAGCAACCUUUUGCCGCAUCUGAGCUACCUCAUGAGACCCCUGGUUGUAGCAUUGCGCGCAGGCUCAGAGCUUGUUGGACAAGGGUUGAGGACACUGGAAUUGUGUGUCGAUAAUCUCACGGCGGACUAUCUUGAUCCAAUCAUGGCACCCGUGAUUGAUGAUCUGAUGGCCGCUCUCUGGGAGCACUUGAAACCCCAGCCAUACAGCCAUUUUCACGCACACACCACGAUGAGGAUACUUGGUAAGCUAGGCGGCCGUAAUCGCAAGUUCAUUACCGGUCCACCUCAACUGAACUACAAGCCAUACUCCGACGACGCAGCGUCCGUUGACAUCCGCCUCAUUGGUUCCACCAAGGAUCGCGCAUUUCCAGCUGUCAUAGGCAUCGACACGGCUAUAGCGAAGCUUCACGAACUCCCUAAGCUUCCUGCGGCAAAGAAAUCCGAUCCUUUUCAUAAACAACAAGCUUUUAGGCUCAUCACGUCUCACACUAAGCUUCUUGUGGGUUUCGACAACCUGCCCGAUGACUUCGCGCAGCUCAUUCGGCUGCAAGCCAACGAUUUGUGCAACAAGAAGACAGAUGCCGGGGCGGAUUUAAUGACACUGUCUGAGCGUAGCAAGUCCGUCGUCAAGAAGGGUGUUGAGCAGGAGACCUUGAAGAAGCUUCUCAAAGCAUGCAUCUUCGCAAUUUCCAUCACUGAUCUGAAAGUUGACGCAGACGCCUUGGUGACGAACCUUGCGAAACAUUUUACUCUCUUAGAGUUAGGGAUGCACUUUGCGCAUGAAAAGCAUAAGGGAAGGCCAUUUGACGUUCAUUCAGGGGAGGGUCCGGUCACGAUAGACACUGAUGUGUUCUCCGACGCUCUCGGCGAUUCCCUUGCAUCCGAGCAUCAGACUGUCCGCGACGCCGCUGAGCAAGCCAUCAUCACGAUGCGCGAUACCGCAACAAUAAUCUUCGGAAGUCAGGAAAAGUUGGACAAUUUUCCCUUCUUCGAAGAGCUCUCCAAGACCUUCAUCCACAACUGCUACGCCGAUGACUGGUUUAUGAAGUCCGGAGGCACUCACGGUAUCGAGAUCGUCAUCAAGAAACUGGGACUGGGCGAUACAUGGAUGCAGAAUCGACAUCUGGAGCUUAUCCGGGCACUUACUUUUGUCAUGAAGGACAUGCCCACCGACCUAGACUCCAAGACGCGCAUCCAGGCGCAAGGCCUCGUAGAAGACUUGAUCCGGCGAUGCUACAAAUCUGCCACGGAGGAAGAAUGCAAGAAAGUGGGAGGUCCUCUGCACAGGAUCUGCGGACAACUUGUCGCCGAUUUGUCCCACAUGAACAAAAAUGUGCGGGAAGCUACGCAGAAAGCAUUCCAAGUCCUUUCCGAAGUGACCGGUCGGGCUGUACAUGAGCUGAUCAAGCCAGUUAAGGAACGCCUGAUCGUGCCGAUUUGGACGAAGCCCCUUCGCGCCCUUCCAUUCAGCAUUCAAAUCGCGUAUAUCGACGCGAUUACCUUCCUAUUGAAGCUCAAGAACAACAUCCUUGAGUUCAACGAGCAACUUACCAGGCUCCUCAUGGAGUCCCUCGCGCUGGCUGAUGCAGAAGACGAAGGUCUCGCCACCAAGCCUUUCGAGCAACGAAAUGCCGAGCACAUCGUCAAUCUACGAGUCGCUUGUAUUCGUCUUCUUUCCACCGCUCAAACCUUUCCGGAGUUCAGCACUACACCUCCAAAUCAGACGGUCAUCCGAAUCAUUGGCGUGUUCUUCAAAUGUCUUUACUCGAAGUCUCCCGAGGUUAUUGAAGCUGCCAACGCUGGCCUUUCUGGUGUGAUAUCAGCAACGAACAAGCUUCCGAAAGAUGUACUGCAGAGUGGCCUCAGGCCGAUACUGGUCAACCUCCAGGAUCCCCGAAAACUAUCUGUCGAGAAUUUGGAUGGAUUGGCUCGCCUUCUUAAACUACUUACCAAUUAUUUCAAGGUUGAGAUCGGUACCCGACUGCUAGAUCACCUCAAGAACAUCGCAGAUCCGGUUAGUCUACAGAAGAUAUCGUUCACUAUGAUCGAGCAGAACCCAAAGAUGAAGAUAGUAACGGCAAUAUUCAACGUCUUUCAUCUGUUACCUCCGGCAGCCAUCAGUUUCCUCAAGCAGCUUAUCGAGAAAGUCAUCGAGCUGGAAACAGCCCUGCGUCGAACUCACUAUAGCCCGUUCCGGGAACCGCUGAUCAAGUACUUGUGUAUGUAUCCCAAGGAGGCUUGGGAGCACUUUUCUCCGAGUAUGAAAGAUGAGACGCAGGGAAGGUUCUUUGCGCAAUUGCUUGAGAACCCGGAGAGCGGCGCUUUGCGCGAGGAGCUGAUGAAGGACAUUCCCAAGUUCAUUGCUUCUUUCGAAAUCGAUGGGUCAGAGAAAGAGAAGUACCAGGCGCAACUCAACGCUAUCCACGUUGCAUAUGCGAUGAGCCAGUUCAAGGAAACAUGCGAAUGGCUUGUGGGCAAGGAGGACCUGAGGAAAGCUCUGUUUGAAGCUGCACGUUCCUUGGAGAAAGCCCUUCGGCAGAACACCGUCGACCCUACGUUGCGACUCGCGACAGAACAGGCUGGCGAACAGAUCAUGACCGUGUUUACCACCUACUUGCGAUACGAUCCAGACAACAUUGACUUCUUCUUUGAGCUCAUCGACGCGGUAACUUCUGAUGACUUCAAGGCUCAUCCAAUACUGUUCGACUUCAUCUACGAACAGAUGGUGUCAAACGAGUCUGUGGAUUAUUGGAAGGCACUGGUACACAAGUGUAUCGAUCUCUAUACUGGGCGCACUUCCUCGCAAAAGACGAAGACGUUCAUCUUCCGAUAUAUUGUCAAUCCCAUCUUUGCGAUGGAUGCCAAGCGCAAUUGGGACACCUUGUUCGGCAACGAAGCCAACAAGGGAACAAAGUUGGUGGACCGCAACAUGACUGAUACGAUACACAAUAGGCUAUGGAAACCGCAAGCGUUGAUCGACACAUCAGAGGAGAGCGCUCAACUUGGUGUCGAUCACUCGCGCAUGGAACUACUCCAACUUACGACACUACUCCUGAAGCAUUAUUCAAGUGUGAUUCAGGAAACUCGAAAGGACAUUAUCCGGUUUGCAUGGGCGUAUAUUCGACUGGAAGAUGUCAUUAACAAGUACGCCGCUUACGUGGUGAUUGCGUUCUUCAUAGCGGUGUACGACACGCCCUUCAAGAUCGCUAGCCAGGUCUAUCAGACACUUCUCAAAGCCCAUCAGAAUGAGGGCAAAGCGCUUGUCAUGCAAUCGCUGGAGCUGAUGGCACCGGUCCUGAAGAAGCGUCUUGGUGGGGCAGAUCAAAAGUUUGCGAUCCCAAGAUGGGCUCAGAUCCCCCGGAAAAUUCUGUCGGAGGAAAGUUCAAACCUGCAACAAUUGAUGAGCAUCUUCAAUUUCCUAGUGCGACAUCCGGACCUUUUCUAUGAGGCUCGCGAGCCCCUUUCUGCGAUCAUCAUUGCAGCAUUACCGAAGAUUGCCCAGCCGCCGAACCCGUCUACGGAGGCAAAGAAGCUCGCUUUGAAUUUGAUUAGCCUGAUCAGGACCUGGGAAGAGCGAGCUGCGAAUGAAGCAGCACAUGGCACGGAUCGCUCUUCGCAAUCCCCACAAGCGUCCAAGAGGCGAGCAGACGGUUCCAUUGUGCCUCCCACUUCUGCCAAGGGUUUCGUGGCUGCGCCUGGCAUUCGCAUGAUGCUCGUCAAAUAUCUCAUUUCAUUCAUUGCCUAUCUUCCGGAACGCUACCCCGUGGCAACACCCAAACCCAAGGACACGCCAGCCAUGCCUCCCACCAAUCCACAACCCGCCGAAAUUUGCCGGAAAGCUGUGCAGCUCCUACAUGAUCUUUUGUCCCCGCGCCUCUGGAACGAUCUUGAACUGGACCUCAUUCUUACCAAGAAACUGGAAGAGAUAUUGAUCUUGGAGAUGAAGCAGGAUGACAAGCAGGAGGUAUUCACCACUCGGAUGAUCAAUUCUUUAGAGAUCGUCAAGGUUAUUGUUAACGUAAAGCCUGAUGAUUGGGUGCUUCAACGCGUGCCGCAGUUCCAACGGAUGCUGGAGAAACCUCUUCGAUCCGAGCACGCCGAUGUGCAGGCCAGCCUACAGGCCGCAGACGAAGGCGAGGACGGCGCUUCGAGACUACAACCUACCUUGAAACGCAUUCUCGGCGUCAUGCCAGAACCUAUUAAGGACGAGGAGGGCAACACGGAAGAGACACCUUCGACUAGCUUUGUGGGCCUGCUUGGCACGAUUGCUACAGAGGCCCUAUCGAACGGUUCAAACAUUUGUGCUAUCAACAUCUUGUGGACGCUCUGCCAGAAGCAGCCGGAAGAGAUCGAUCAGCAUAUUCCACAGCUUAUGAAAGCUUUCCAGGGGAAGAUGGCAAAGGAUCAUCUCACGACCAAUAAUGGCCAACCUGGCCAGCCCCCCGUCCCACCUGGUACCCGGCCUGACAGCGCUACUCCACCACUAGAUCCCCGUGAGGCAGAGAUCCAGACCGACCUAGUGCUCAAAGUUGUGGAUAUCCUAGCUGCCCGGAUGAACGAGCUCGGCGAGAAUCGUCGGCCGUAUCUUAGUGUGCUUGCGUCCUUGGUUGAACGAUCUCAAAGUACUGCGGUGUGUACCAAAGUGCUCGAUCUCGUGGAGGAGUGGAUAUUUGUCUCUAACGAGCCUGUUCCGACACUUAAAGAGAAGACGGCGGUGCUCAGCAAGAUGCUUCUCUUCGAACACCGUCCGGAUACGUCGCUCCUCAACCGCUUCCUUGAUCUUGUCAUUCGUAUCUACGAGGAUCCGAAGAUAACGCGCUCAGAGUUGACAGUCCGAAUGGAGCAUGCCUUCCUCAUCGGCACCAGAGCCCAAGAUGUAGAAAUGCGCAACCGUUACAUGACUAUUUUCGAUAAGAGCUUAAGCCGUACCGCAGCAAGCAGACUCAGCUACGUUCUUGCUUCUCAGAACUGGGAUACUCUCGCCGAUAGCUACUGGCUAAGCCAAGUUAUUCACCUGAUGUUUGGCUCAGUCGAAAUGAACACCCAAGCACAACUUCAUCCUGAGGACUUCCGACUACCGCAGAACUCUUUGGUCUUUGGCACCUACAGCAGAGAUUCUCGCAUCUCCGACGUCAUGGUUGAUGAUGAGCUCGACAAUCUUGUCGCUGGCCACCGUCGCUUCUGCAACCAGCUCGGCGAUAUCAAGAUCAAGGACCUAUUUGAGCCUCUAGGGCACCUCCAACACAUGGACAGUAACCUUGCACAUGAUAUAUGGGUUGCGUUCUUCCCGCUUGCCUGGACUGCUCUCACAAAGGACGACCAGAGCGACCUUGAGAAGGGCAUUGCCGCGUUGCUGACCAAAGACUAUCACUCUCGCCAGCUCGACAAGCGCCCGAAUUGCGUCGCAAGUAUGUUGGAUGCCAUCGUGCACGCAAGACCUCGUGUCAAGUUCCCACCUCAUAUCAUGAAGUAUCUUGCUCGUUCGUACAACGCUUGGUAUACUGGCGCUGUGUAUAUGGAAGAGUCAGCAGUCAAUCCCAUCGUCGAUACCGAGAAGCUCAGAGAAAGCAAUCUUGACGCGUUGCUCGAGAUCUAUACCGGCAUGCAAGAAGACGACUUGUUUUAUGGCACAUGGCGCAGGAGAUGCCAGUUCAUCGAGACUAACGCCGCGCUAUCGUACGAGCAGAUCGGAAUCUGGGAUAAGGCCCAGCAGAUGUACGAAGCUGCCCAGAUCAAGGCUCGGACUAGUGUUCUACCAUUUUCUACGGGCGAAUAUAUGCUUUGGGAGGAUCACUGGGUUCUCUGCGCUCAAAAGCUGCAGCAGUGGGAGGUUUUGAGCGACUUUGCCAAACACGAAAACUUCAACGACCUAUACCUGGAAGCGACCUGGAGGCACUUCGAAGCGUGGCAGAAUUCUGAACAACGAGAACAGCUUGAUGCGACCAUCAAAGCUGUCAGCGACGCACCAACGCCGCGACGAGUUUUCUUUCAGACAUUCAUAUCACUGCUUAAGCUGCAUUCUAAGCAGGAAACCCAGCCGGAGUUUCACAGGCUAUGCGAUGAGUCAAUCCAGCUCUCUAUAAGAAAGUGGCACCAGUUGCCUCGUCGCAUCACUCAAGCGCAUAUUCCACUCUUACAGCAUUUCCAACAAUUAGUCGAACUUCAUGAUGCGAGUGUGAUCUGCCAGAGCCUUGCGCAGACGACUCAGGCCAACCUUGAUCACAAGUCGCAAGAACUCAAACUAUUGCUGUCCACUUGGCGCGACCGCUUACCAAACUUCUGGGACGACAUCAACGCAUGGCAGGAUCUGGUCACCUGGCGUCAGCACAUCUUCCACCUCAUAAACGGGGUCUACUUGCAGCUGCUUCCCCCCAAUCCUAGCAAUCCUAGCGGUAAUUCAUUCGCAUAUCGUGGGUACCACGAGACUGCCUGGAUUAUCAACCGCUUUGCCCACGUCGCUCGGAAGCACAACCUUCCAGACGUCUGUAUCCAGCAGCUCAGCCGCAUAUACACCCUCCCUAACAUCGAAAUCCAGGAAGCUUUCUUGAAAUUGCGCGAGCAAGCGAAGUGUCAUUACCAGAACAAAUCAGAGUUGAACAAUGGUCUAGAUGUUAUUAACAACACCAAUCUCAACUACUUUGGUAAUCAGCAGAAGGCUGAAUUCUAUACUCUCAAGGGGAUGUUCCUCGCGAAGCUUGGUCAGAGCAAUGACUCCAACGAUGCGUUCGGUACAGCUAUGAUCUUUGAUCUAAAGUUGCCAAAGGCAUGGGCUGAAUGGGGUCGCUACAACGACAUGCUCUUCAAGGAAGAUCCUUCGACCCUGGACAAGGCUGAGGCUGCUUUGAGCUGCUAUCUGGAAGCGGCCAGUCUGUACAAGAACGCGAAGUCUAGGAAACUCUUAGGUCGGGUGCUUUGGCUACUCAGCCUGGACAACCCUGAGCGGCGUCUCGCAGAGAAGUUUGAGGCGUUCCAAGGUGAUACGCCGGCAUGGUAUUGGAUCACGUUCAUUCCGCAGCUGCUCAAUAGCUUGUCGAGGCCCGAAGCUCCUAUCGCUCGUUCCAUCCUCGGGAAACUGGCCAAGACAUAUCCUCAGGCGCUUUACUGCCAUCUUAGGACGACUAGGGAAGACAUGGUCACUCUCAAGAAAACCCACGAGCAAAAGGAGAAGGCAGCCAAGCAGAAGCAGCAACAGUCUCAAGGUGUUCAAGGAACCCCAGGUGCCCAGGGAUCACCAGCUCCAAAGCAAAGCUCUCCCGACAAUCGUCCUGGAUCAAGUGCAAGCGGAAAUCGACCUGCGUCUGCGAACGGCGAAGCCAAACCUGCCACCAAUGGCAGCACUGGAACGGUCAAGGCCGAAGUGACCGCGCAAGACGCAUCGAAUGGAACGACUACCGAAGAGACCAAACCACCAACCCUCAAACGACCCUGGGACCAUGUGGAAGAGAUAUCGGCAAUUCUCAAGACGGCUUUCCCGCUUUUGGCGCUUUCAAUGGAGACGAUGCUCGAUCAGAUCCAAAAGAACUUCAAGUGUCCUCCGGAUGAGGAUGCUUAUCGAUUGAUCGUCGCUCUGUUGAACGAUGGUCUAGCAUAUGUUGGUCGUUCUCCUGGCCUCUACGGGCAGGAGGUCAGACUUCCCUCGUCCACUGAGGCUAACAUAACACGUUUUGCCGAGUCCGUACUACCGCCACACAUCCGCAAAGCUUUCGAGCUUGAUUUUGUCACCAACAAACCCACCAUGUAUGAAUACAUCCAGAAACUACGUAUGUGGCGGAACAGGUUUGAAGAGCGCCUCGAUCGUAGGAGGCUCGUCGUCCCUCUCGAAUCGUACACCCAGCAGCUCAGUGAAUUCCGCUUCCUCAAGUUCGAUGAUGUGGAAGUUCCAGGCCAAUACUUGCAGCAUCGGGACAAGAACUCUGAUUUCGUUCGGAUUGAACGUUUCCUGCCAGAUGUCGACGUAGUGCGUGGCAUCGGUAUAUGCCACCGUCGACUCAAGAUACGCGGUCACGAUGGAAGCAUCCAUCCGUUCGCCAUACAAUUCCCUGCACAGAGAAGCUCCAGGAGAGAAGAACGUAUUCUGCAACUUUUCAGAAUCUUCAAUGGCAUCCUCUCGAAACGUAAAGAGAGCCGAAGGCGGAACCUGCAAUUUCAUCUCCCUCUCAUGGUGCCUAUUACACCAGUUGUGCGCAUGGUACAGGACGACGCUUCUUAUAUCAGCAUGCAAGGUAUUUUUGAAGACUACUGUCGGAGAAACAGCCUUAACAAGGACGAACCUGUUUUGUUUAGUCUGGAGAAGCUCAAGGCUCUCAAUCCUAAAAACAUCGAACAUGCCAACAGCAUUCGCUUCGAAACCUUUGCCGCUGUGCAAGAAAAAUAUGUGCCGCAGACCCUCCUCCUGGACUACUUCCGCAGCACAUAUCCAGUCUUCGAGGACUUCUGGCUGUUCCGUCGCACCUUCAGUUAUCAGCUUGCUGCGCUGACAUUCAUGACGUACGUCAUGCACAUGAAUUCGCGCUUCCCUCACAAAAUCAGCAUCUCGCGCGGCAGCGGGCGUGUCUGGGGCUCCGAGCUCAUCCCUUCCAUGGCAGUUGGAAAGCCGAUCCUGCACAACAGCGAGCCGGUGCCUUUCCGUCUCACGCCGAAUAUGCAGACCCUGAUGGGCCCUCUUGCACUCGAAGGUAUCUUCGCACCUUCUGUCAUGAGCAUUGCGCGGUGCCUUAUCGAACCUGAGGGCGAGCUGGAGAUGCAGCUCGCCAUCUUCAUGCGCGAUGAGAUGAAUCACUGGUUCACCAGCCAGCACAAGGGGUUGACAGCCGAGAGCCUACGGGAAACGGUGCAAACGAAUAGUGAUCUGGUUGUCAAGCGGGCCACGAGUAUGGGCAGUCUGCCACAGACGAGCAACUUGCCGGCGAACCAGACGAUGGUGGAUUUGGUCAGUACUGCGGUCAAUCCGCUGAAGCUAUGCCAGACGGAUGCGCUGUGGAUGGCGUAUCUUUAAGGACGAGACAGGGAGAUUUUGUACUAUGUGCCAUAUGGAUCAGGUCGGAGUUUUGGUUUUGUGGUGAUCGUGGCAUUCAUAGAUCGUGGUAUUGCUAGCAUGGCGCUCACGCGGCGCAAUAUGGCCUCUUUGAAAGGGCAGUUAGUUUGGUGGAUUGUUAGAGAUGCCCGAUUUGAUUAAGUUUGUAGUAGAUAGUUGAUCAUUUAUACCAGGACUGAUCAGCAGAUCAAUGCAGCCC
Messenger RNA from Paraphaeosphaeria sporulosa, 11973 nucleotides. RefSeq lists its product as uncharacterized. Gene Ontology annotation, cellular component: NuA4 histone acetyltransferase complex; SAGA complex; nucleus. Lineage: Eukaryota; Fungi; Ascomycota; Dothideomycetes; Pleosporales; Didymosphaeriaceae. The transcript is spliced from 4 exons. The coding region runs from base 291 to 11735 and encodes 3814 amino acids. The record is from RefSeq and is a predicted model, not a curated record. Gene Ontology annotation, biological process: regulation of DNA-templated transcription; DNA repair. Gene Ontology annotation, molecular function: protein binding; transcription coregulator activity.